AUGGAGACCUUCAGUGCUUUUCUUCUUCUGGCAACAGGAGCAAUACUGACUUCUGCCCAGACAGGAUCCUUGAUGUAUCCUUAUGGGACAUCUCAAGGAGACACAAAGAAUAACAAGAUAGACGAUGGAUCAUCUGCCGAGAUCCCCAUUUCAGUUGCCUUCACCUUCUAUGGCAAGCCAUAUCGCGCUCUCUAUGUAAACAACAAUGGUGCAGUCUCAUUUGGUGUGAGCGUCUCACAGUACACACCUAGCCCUUUCCCACUGACUAUUGCGAAGCCCUUUGUGAGUCCAUUCUGGGCCGAUGUUGACAUUCGGAACGGCGGAGAUAUUUUCUGGAGGCAAUCUCAGGAUCCCAGCUUGCUUAGGCGGUGCACUGAAGAUAUCAAUCGAUAUUUCCCCAGGGUCCCGUUCACUGCCGUCUGGGCUUUUGUUGCCACCUGGGACCGUGUGGCCUAUUAUGGGUCUACUUCAAACAAGGUCAACACCUUCCAGGCUGUUUUGAUCACCAACAGGCAAAUCUCCUUCAUCAUAUUGAAUUAUGCUGGCAUCCAGUGGACCACGGGGACAGCAAGUGGAGGGAAUGCAGCCACAGGUCUUGGUGGAACCCCAGCACAGGCUGGAUUUGACAGCGGAGACAGAAUAAACCACUACACCAUCCCUUCUUCUCGCACUUCUGAUAUUAUCAAUAUCGGGAGGACCACCAAUGUGGGUGUGCCAGGGCGAUGGGCUUUCCAGGUGGACGAAUUUGUGGUUCCAGCUCCCACGGAGAGUGUUGAGUGUGCCCUGUGAGGUCUUCAGAAAUUAAGAGGACAUCCUCUUUGUCCAUCUGUUUCCAACCAGGAUGUACUCAAAGGAAGCCUUGCAG
Messenger RNA from Heteronotia binoei (common prickly gecko), 865 nucleotides. Its product is annotated as sushi, nidogen and EGF-like domain-containing protein 1. NCBI's taxonomy places the organism in Eukaryota, Metazoa, Chordata, Lepidosauria, Squamata, Gekkonidae. The coding region runs from base 1 to 789 and encodes 262 amino acids. Gene Ontology annotation, biological process: cell-matrix adhesion. The record is from RefSeq and is a predicted model, not a curated record. The transcript is spliced from 7 exons.